Messenger RNA from Fusarium musae, 372 nucleotides. RefSeq lists its product as uncharacterized. The record is from RefSeq and is a predicted model, not a curated record. Lineage: Eukaryota; Fungi; Ascomycota; Sordariomycetes; Hypocreales; Nectriaceae. The transcript has a single exon. The coding region runs from base 1 to 372 and encodes 123 amino acids.
AUGGGACUUACCAUCCCCGACGAAGAAUACAAUCUAUGCAUGAGCCUAGCAAGGCCGGGAUAUGCCGCACUAGGAUUGACGAACGACCUCUACUCAUGGGAUAAAGAACGAAAGGCAGCUGAGGAUAUGGGGCAGGACUACGUCUUCAAUGCAAUCUGGGUCAUCAUGAAAGAGAGUGCUAUCGGGGAGGAAGAGGCGAAAGAGGUUUGUCGACGUGAGAUUGUACAGAACAUCGACGAGUUCCGUGAUAUUGUGGCAAAGACAAAGGCCGACCUUAGUUUGUCUCGAGAUCUUCGCGCAUAUAUCGAGGCGGUCAUGUGGUCAUAUAUUGGAAACCUAGUAUGGAGCAUCUACUGUCCCAGGUAUAAGUGA